AUGUCGUCUUAUUCCCUCUACACCAAUUCACCCUAUGAACCUCUCCUAGAUGUGCUCCCAGUGAUUGGACUGUACCGUUAUGCUGUUCAGUACGAUUACAGCCCAGAGCAGGAAGUUUGGUUGGCUGAUCAAGGCCCUUCCUUCGAGAGAGCCAUUCAGAACAACCGCGUUCUGCUGUGCUUGGAGCGUAUUUACUCCAGGUGGUUCGAUAGAUGGCCUAGCAAAUCUGAGGGCAUCGACCCAACUCACAUCAACUUAAACGAGAAACAACGGAAAAUUGAGAUUUUUGCUUUGUACAUCAUGGGUCUUAAACAUCGAUGGCUCGAUGUGGGUACGCCUCCUGACAGAUGGACAAAUGUGAUGGUGUACAUGAAGCUAGAUCACCUGGAAGAAAUGCUCCAAGAAUAUUGGGGGAUUCAACGCGUCUUUGUGCGGAUUGUAGGAGCUGCCAACGGCAACCGAUAG
Messenger RNA from Desarmillaria tabescens, 465 nucleotides. RefSeq lists its product as uncharacterized. Bases 1 to 465 code for a protein of 154 amino acids. NCBI's taxonomy places the organism in Eukaryota, Fungi, Basidiomycota, Agaricomycetes, Agaricales, Physalacriaceae. The transcript is spliced from 3 exons. The record is from RefSeq and is a predicted model, not a curated record.